ACUAAUUGCUUUAUUGAGAAUCAUCGGCCAUGGUGCCAAUAGGCCUCCACCUCCUGCUGCUGGUGCUGUGGCUUGGCAUGGAGGAAAAGCUCCAAGUUCGAGGCCACCAAACAAAACCAGUUGGAGCACCUUUGAUCCCUCACCGACCUUUUGUUGUGGUCUGGAACGCCCCUACAGAGUCAUGUCGCCUACGAUUUAAAGUAGACUUGGACCUCAGCGUUUUUGACAUUGUAGCGAACCUUAAUGAGACAUUAAGUGGACCAAAUGUCACAAUAUUCUACCAUAGUCAUCUAGGAUACUACCCAUACUACUCCAGCUCAGGGGUUGCUAUCAAUGGUGGCCUGCCACAAAACCAGAGCAUCUCCAAGCAUCUGAACAAGGCCAGAGUAGACAUUGACAAGCUAAUACCACACAAGGAUUUUCGAGGCCUAGGUGUCAUUGACUGGGAGAACUGGAGGCCUCAGUGGGUACGGAAUUGGGGUUCCAAAGACAUUUACCGCAAAAAGUCCAAGGAACAGAUCCACAAACUUCACCCACACUGGCCAGAGAGCAAAGUUGAAAAAGAAGCAAAAGAACGCUUUGAAAAAUCAGGGCAAGCUUUCAUGAACCUGACUUUGGUACUGGCUGAAGCUCGCAGACCAGGUGGUCUGUGGGGUUUUUACCUUUUCCCAGACUGUUACAACUAUGGCUACAAACAGCACCCUCAAUGCUAUACGGGGGAAUGUCCCAAUGUUGAACAUGUUCGCAAUGACCACUUGAUGUGGCUCUGGAAGGAGAGCACAGCCCUCUACCCAUCCAUCUACCUGGACUUUGAGCUGAAGUCGUCCACAAACACUGUCAAGUUUGUUCACUAUCGAGUCAAGGAAGCCAUGAGGAUUGCAUCCAUUGCACGGACAGACUACACAUUGCCUGUCUUUGUCUACUCCAGACCUUUUUACGCCUAUACCUUUGUUGUGCUUUCAGAGAGUGACUUAGUUCAUACUAUCGGGGAGAGUGCUGCCUUGGGAGCAUCAGGUGUUGUCCUCUGGGGAUCAUCAGAGUAUGCUCGAUCAAAGAGGAACUGUCUGACUGUGAAGAACUAUAUUGAUGGACCUUUGGGACAUUAUGUCAUCAAUGUCACAUCAGCGGCUAAACUGUGCAGCAAAGCACUUUGCAAGAAGAAUGGAAGGUGCGUCCGCAAGAGCCUGGACUCAGGUUCUUACCUGCAUCUAAACCCACGCUUCUUUCAUAUUCACCACAACCCGGCACCCAGGGGUGCCCGGUUUCAAGUAAAGGGUCACCUCAACAACCAGGACAUCCUGGACAUGAGACAUAAGUUCACGUGCCAGUGUUACCAGGGCUGGACUGGUGUUUACUGUGAGAUCCCACAGACUCAGCCACUUCCUCCUCCACCACCUCUACCACCUGCUGACCCACCCCCACACCCUUGGGACAACAGCCUCAGGGCACAUAUAAUGCUCCUCCUUUCUCUUCAUUUCCCCUGCCUGUGCAUUAUCAUUUUCUUGGGACUCUGCGUGAUCAUAAAAGGUGUCAUACUAUAGACUCCAGAAAUAUAAUUAUUCCAACUAGUUCAGCUCAUUCAAUGAUAGUGAUUGCCAGACAAAACACUGUAUGAAUUUAUGUGCUUGUUCCUAAUAUGGUUUUGGUAACUCCGAUGUUCAAAUGGGUUGAUUGGUUUUCAACACGGGUCAUCUGGGCAGGGCCAAAUAAGAUAUAGGGGACAAGAGAAAAGACCAUGAUCUGAAAAAGAUUUGCAAACAGAAAACUGAGGCUCUCUCCUCACCUUGAGCCACACCGCUCAGCAACAAAAACCUAGAACAGAUUCACUCAACUUAAUAAGCAUGUCUGCCAGGAAAACAACUUUAAAUCCAAUCCACUGAUAAAGCACUUAAAAUCACCAGGAAAACUGAGCCUCCACCAAGUGUUCACAGGGCUCAAACAGCACGCAUGCUGCCAAACGGCCAACUGGCUAAGAAACCAGCUUCUCUCCUAGCUUUGCAUUCUGCUCAUUAAAGGGGC
Molecule: messenger RNA, 2019 nt
Organism: Fundulus heteroclitus (mummichog)
Lineage: Eukaryota; Metazoa; Chordata; Actinopteri; Cyprinodontiformes; Fundulidae
Gene: hyal6
Product: hyaluronoglucosaminidase 6
Exons: 3
Coding region: 30-1541 (503 amino acids)
Biological process (GO): carbohydrate metabolic process; hyaluronan catabolic process
Molecular function (GO): hyalurononglucosaminidase activity
Source: RefSeq, a predicted model, not a curated record